Messenger RNA from Scheffersomyces amazonensis, 2103 nucleotides. RefSeq names its product multidrug-resistance transporte. Gene Ontology annotation, biological process: transmembrane transport. The record is from RefSeq and is a predicted model, not a curated record. The transcript has a single exon. Gene Ontology annotation, cellular component: plasma membrane. Gene Ontology annotation, molecular function: transmembrane transporter activity. Bases 286 to 2034 code for a protein of 582 amino acids. NCBI's taxonomy places the organism in Eukaryota, Fungi, Ascomycota, Pichiomycetes, Serinales, Debaryomycetaceae.
GUGACAUCAUUGUAUUUUUUUAAACAGAAGGACAUAAUAAUUUAGGUAAUAAUGUGAUUUAAACCUUAUUAGGAGAUCCUUCAGAUUAUUAUCUCCGUUGAUGGCGAUUUGUAAUUGUGCGGACCGCACUAGAAAUUAUUUUUCCGUUCUGUCGGCCGCACGAAAUUUUGCAUUCAUUUCACCCCACCAAAUCCCAAACAAGUUAUGCUAUAUAAAUGGCUUUAAUUCUGCUAAUGGAUAAGAUUUAAAUUGAGCUAUUGAAUCUAAGCUUAAAGUUUAAAGUCAAUGUCUUCAAAUACAAUUACUUCAAACAUUGAAGAAUCUUCUUCAACUUCAACUAAUGAGUCACUUCAAAAAGUUGCAACCCUACAGGAACAUCUUGACAGUUUAGCUCACCAAGCAAGUGAUUCUGAAAUAGAUCAAGAUCAUGCAGGAGAUGGAACAAGGAAAGAAGAUCAAUAUUUAACGGGUUUAAAAUUAUAUUUAUGUGUUACAGCAGUAUUAUCGUGUUUAUUUCUCAUUGGAUUAGAUCAAACUAUUGUUAUUACUUUAUUAACAGAUGUUGGGAAUCAAUUUAAUGCUAUAGAUAAAAUUGGUUGGUUAGCUUCGGGUUAUUUAAUUACUGUUUGCGUUUUCACGCCAUUUUGGGGAACAUUUGCCAUAAGUUUUGGAAGAAAAUUCACCAUGAUUAUUUCGGUGGUACUAUUUGAACUUGGGUCACUUAUUUGUGGUGUUGCAACAUCAAUGGAUAUGUUGAUUGCAGGAAGAGCUAUUGCGGGUAUCGGAGGUGGUGGUAUACAAUCACUUACUUUUAUCAUUACUUCAGAAGUUGUUCCAAUUCAUCAUAUGCCCAUGAUUAUGGCUUUUAUUGGUGUUACAUUUGCCAUAAGUUCAGUUCUUGGUCCAAUUAUUGGAGGUGCUUUCACAACUGAUGUUACUUGGAGAUGGAGUUUCUACAUAAAUUUACCUAUAGGUGGAGCUGCUUUGCUUCUACUCAUAAUUUCUUUCAACCCACCUAAAGUUCAAGGUAGCUUUAGGGAUAAAAUUAAGAAAAUUGAUUUCAUUGGAACUGGUCUUGUAUCUGCUGGAUUAAUUUUAAUUUUAUUAGCAUUAACUUUUGGUUCAUCAUAUGAACAUAAAUGGAAUUCUGGUAUUAUUGUUAGUUUCUUUGUAGUAGGAACAGUACUAUUAGUUGGAUUUGUUGUUUGGAAUUUUAAAUUUGCCAAAUAUCCUUUGAUUCUUCCAAGUGUGGUUAAAGUAAUGCAAAUUAAUGCUGCUGCUAUCUGUAUGUUUUUUGUGUUUGCCUAUUUCAUUGCUGUUACUCUUUACCUUGCAAUUUAUUUUGAAAUUGUUAAAGGUAUGUCUCCAUUGAAAACUGGGGUAAAUGCAUUCCCCAUCAUCCUAGCUAUUGUUCUUUCAGCUAUUGCUUCGAGUAUCAUAAUUGAAAAGACAACUCAUAUUAAAGCUUUUGUAAUUAUUGCUGGGAUUUUGGGUCCUAUUGGUAUGGGAAUAAUGACUUUAUAUGAUGUUAAUACAACUACUGGGCAAUCAAUUGGUCUUCAAAUAGUAGUUGGUAUUUCACUCGGCAUUCAAUUUCAAGCCAGUAUUUUAGCUGCCCAGGUAGUAGCUCCUAAAGUUCCAGGUGGUGCUAUCAUUACUAUUUCGUAUGUUAUAUUUGCAAGAUGUUUAGGUGGUGCCAUCGGUGGUAAUCUCGCUAAUUUGGUAUAUAAUGCAUCAUUCAUAGAUUCUUUUAGAGACCACAUUGCCAAAGAAUCAAACCAAACGAUUAUAAAAGAAUUAUCUAGCAUUAGUCCAUUUGAACUUCUUGUCUCUAGUGAAGCUCUUCCCGGAUUAUCUCUAGCUACUCAAGAUUUCGUUAUUAAACUAUACAAUCAAGCUAUUAGAAAUGUUUACUAUAUGUGCAUCAUAUUUGCCGGUUUAUCAUUUGUGGCUGCUAUAUUUACUACAAAUAAGAGAAUCCCUCCUCCUGAAGUAUUGAACUCUGAUACAAAGGAGCAAAUUGAACCUGCUUAGCUUUACUUUACUUUUCUUUUCUUUUAAUUAUAUAAUUUUACACCAAAUAAAUUUCGCAAUCUUUUUGGA